AUGAUAGGACAAUUUCGCAAAGCUCAUCGAAUGUUUUCUUCAAGACGAAUGAAAACCAUCAAGGUUUUCCAAAAUGGUAGCCAGUUAUUUGUCAAGUCAAGCAUAUUGAAAAGCUUUUCUUCUGAAGUUACACGAACUGCAACUGUCUUGUUCAUUGACAAUGUUCCCAAGAAAGGUUUUUGCGAAUGUGCUGUCGGAAAGUGUGGUCUCUGUUGUCAUGUUAUCGUUAUACUGCUACAGUUAGAACACUUCACAACACAUAAAAAGCUGUUUUUGUCUUUGACCUGUACAGAGAAGCUUCAAAAGUGGCAUCGACCAAAUUUAAAGAAAGGGAAAGAGCUAAAAGCUAACUUGAAGGCUGCUGCUCAUAUCAGACUGAAAUAUUUUAGAAAUGCCAAAUCAGCAAGACAUGUAAAUUAAAGAACAAAGAAGAAAGUUGUAGCUAGAGGUGUAAGUGAUGAAAACAGUGACUGGCUGAAACGAGAUAUUUCCUCCAUGAGCUCUCAAGUAGUAGAUGGCCUGUCUAAAUGCAGAAUCAAUUUAUCAAAUCAUUUUCUUAAAACUCUAGAGAAAUUUAAAAUAAGACACUCAGGAUUGUAUCGCCAUUUGUCUUACAAAAAUGCUUAUCUGAACAGAGUGAUACAAAAUGAACAUGACUACACAAAACUAAAUCCUCCAGCAAACCUGGAACAAAACUCCAAAACACCUUCUGAGUGUGAGGAUAAAUGGCACUCUUCAUUGAUAGCCAAUUCUAACAACUUCAACCAAGAUAAUUGCACAGUGGGACAGCCUACUUCAGAAUGUCAAGAGCAAACAUUUUGUGCAGAUAAAACUCAAGAGUUGUUAGAAUUGCUUACAAACUCUAAAGAUGAGAUUAUAACUGUUAAGGUCCCUCAGCUUAAAGAAGUCAGACUAACUACAAGUGCAAGAUACAUUGAUGUUCAACAAGGCACUUCUGAUUGGCUUAACCUGAGGACGGGGUAA
This is a messenger RNA of Porites lobata, 984 nucleotides long. The record is from the annotation of a GenBank genome assembly. Lineage: Eukaryota; Metazoa; Cnidaria; Anthozoa; Scleractinia; Poritidae.